AUGUUGGCAGGUGAGAGCGGACUUGGUAAGACGACGUUCGUGAACACGCUCUUUUCAACAACUGUUAAGGGAUAUAAUGACGACAGCUCGCGUCAUAAGAAACCAAUUCAAAAGACAGUGGAGAUUUCAGUGACUAAAGCCGAGCUGGAAGAGAAGGGGUUUAAGGUGCGGUUGAAUAUCGUCGAUACCCCUGGAUUCGGCGACAAUGUCAAUAACCGAGAUGCCUGGCAACCUUUGGUCGAGUUCAUUGAUGACCAACACGAGUCAUAUAUGCGUCAGGAACAACAACCUAAUCGUAAAGACAAGGUGGACAUGCGAGUUCACGCCUGUGUGUACUUUAUUAGACCCACUGGUCAUGGCUUGAAACCACUUGAUAUUGAGACUAUUCGUAAACUAUCGACGCGAGUCAACGUGAUUCCUGUCAUUGCUAAAGCAGACACUCUUUCUAAAGAAGAAAUUAGUGCAUUCAAAGACAGAAUCAGACAGACAUUGCAUGCUCAGAACAUCCAAGUCUACAGACCCGCUACUGAAGAGGAGCUCGGACCCAGUUCACAGGGCCCGGCUGGCGGACUUAAUGGAUCUGGAGCUAAUGGAGCAGCCAGUGCCAAUUCGCUGGCUCAUGCUAUUUAUGACAGCAUGCCAUAUUCAGUGAUUGCAUCCGAGAAGGACAUUGUUGUUGGCGACGGCAAGCCUGUCAAGGGUCGUCAGUACUUGUGGGGAGUGGCCGAGGUCGAGAACGACGAGCAUUGUGAUUUCAAUAAACUGCGUAACCUGCUUAUCAGAACACACAUGCUAGAUCUGGUUCUGUCGACCGAGGAGCUGCACUAUGAAGCAUACCGUAGCCAGCAGAUGGAGACCCGUCAAUUUGGCGAGGGCCGUACCCACCGUCUUGUGAAUCCCAAGUAUAAGGAAGAAGAAGACGCACUUCGCAAGUCGUUCAGUGAACAAGUCAAGGCUGCCGAGGCCCGAUUCCGCACCUGGGAAGCCACACUUAUCCGCAAGAGAGACGAGCUUAACAAAGAUCUCGAGGACACCCACAGCCAGAUCCGGGCUCUCGAGGCCGAGUACGAGCAACUCGCCCGCCAAAAGCGAUAA
Molecule: messenger RNA, 1095 nt
Organism: Sugiyamaella lignohabitans
Lineage: Eukaryota; Fungi; Ascomycota; Dipodascomycetes; Dipodascales; Trichomonascaceae
Gene: CDC12
Product: septin CDC12
Exons: 1
Coding region: 1-1095 (364 amino acids)
Biological process (GO): cytoskeleton-dependent cytokinesis
Cellular component (GO): septin ring; septin complex; microtubule cytoskeleton
Molecular function (GO): molecular adaptor activity; GTP binding; GTPase activity
Source: RefSeq, a predicted model, not a curated record